UAAUUAAGGCGUCCACCUGAUUGGGCGGCCAGCGCCGUCCCAACAGGCGAGGCUUCGCCAUAAGAAGCUCCGCGGCGAGAUAAUGAGGUAAAAAGGCUCCCCCCGUCUGUGGCGGCGGCGGCGGCGGCAGGCGAAGGCGAGCAGCGAGCGCGGCGGUGGCUGCUGCUGCUGCUGCUGCUGCUGCCGCCUCUGAGCCGGCCUCCCUGCCUCUGGCUCCGGCUCCGGCGCGCUCUCUGGCCGCCUCGCUCGCCCCUUCUGGAUGGAGCCUCGUCGCCGGUACCUCUGGCAGGCGAAGCGCAGCCAGGCCGGCCACAGCCACGGCUCCAGAGGCUCGCUUGGCGCGCCCGAUGCCUGCUGAGCCCUUCGCAGGCUGAGAGCGCAGGCGGGCACGGCGCGGGAGAGAGGCUGGCUUGAGCGGCCAGCAGAAGGAGGGCGGCCGGCCAGUUGGCCGGCCAGGAGCCUCUCUCGGAGCGGGGAGCCCCUCGGCUUGGCCCCAGGCGAGCCCCGGCCCGGCGGAGAGGAGGGAGGAGGAGGAAGAGGAGGCGGCGGAGGAGGAGGAGGAGGGGCGAAGAGGAGGAGGAGGAGGAGGCGGGGAGCCCGGCGGCGGCGGCGGCGGCGGGGAGCAUGGAGAGGGCGCUGAGCCUGGCUGCCGAGGAGGACCUCUUCCACAAGCGCCUGGGCGCCGCGGCCAAGAGGAUGGAGUCCGCCUUUCGCUCGCCCCCGGGCCUGGAGCUGGCCGCCCACCCGCCGCCGCCUGCCCGCCAGGCGCCCUCGCCCCUCGGCUGCUACGAGGCGGCCGAGUCGGAGGCGCUGCUGCGGGAAGGCGCGGCAGGGGCGCUGGGAGGCGGCGACCCGCUGGGCAUCAAGUUCGGGGCGGGCGGGACCGGUCGUGGCUCGGUGGCCGAGAGCAGCGGCGGCGAGCAGAGCCCCGACGACGACAGCGACGAACGCUGCGAGCUGCUGCUGCGGGGCGCGACGGGCGCCCUGCUGAAGGGUCCCGAGGGCGGCGGCGGCGGCGGCUCCAACAGCCAGCACGGCGGCGUGGUGGUCGUCGGAGGCAAGAAGUCCAAGGAGCAGAAGGCGCUGCGCCUGAACAUCAACGCCCGCGAGCGGCGGCGCAUGCACGACCUGAACGACGCGCUGGACGAGCUGCGGGCCGUCAUCCCCUACGCGCACAGCCCCUCGGUGCGCAAGCUCUCCAAGAUCGCCACGCUGCUGCUGGCCAAGAACUAUAUCCUCAUGCAGGCGCAGGCCCUCGACGAGAUGCGCCGCCUCGUCGCCUAUCUCAACCAGGGCCAGGCCGUCUCGGCCACCUCGCUGCCUGGCUCGGCGGCCGCCGCGGCCGCAGCCGCAGCCUUGCACCCAGCGGCGCUCGGGGCCUACGAGCAGGCGGCCGCCGGCUACCCCUUCAGCGCAGGCCUGCCGCCCGCCACGUCGUGCCCGGAUAAAUGUGCCCUUUUCAACAGCGUCUCGUCCAGCCUCUGCAAACAGUGCACCGAGAAGCCUUAGAGAGGCGUCGAGCGACACUCGCGGCCGCCCGCCCGCUUGCCUUCUCGGAGACGCGAACUCCAGCCCGAGCCUGCCUGCCCCCUUUUCCCUGGCAGGACUUCUGCUGCAGCCGCCCUGAGGAGGGGGGUGGGGGUGGGGGUGCUACUGGGGCAAAGGGGGGGGAUUUGCGCGCAACUGAAACCUCAGCGAAGAGUAAUACAUACGCAGAACGAGACUCGCAUUUGGGGGGUAUGUUCUUUGGUAAGUGUGAACAAAACGAGAGAGGGAGGGAAAUCCCCUGCGCCCCACCGGCUUUCUUGACACCUCCAAGUAUUGGGAACUUUUCUCGAAGUCCAAGAAAAGAGGGGGGGGGGCUGUGACUGGCCUCGCAGGAGGAAGCGAUGAAAAGGAAGCCAUGGGGGUGGUCAACUCAGACGAAUCAAGAAGGGCACUUAAAAAGUUUUUGUUUAAUGUUUUACUUUUUGUUGUUGUUCAGUUUGGGUUUUUGCUUCUGAGCCAAGAAACAAGCAGACUUGAAAUGUAGACUUUGUGAGUUUAGACACGCGGAAAAAGAAAUGUUCUGAAAAUACUUGCAUUUUAAAACGUCCUCUGAACUUUUGAGCCUGUGAAAAUGCGCAAAAGUUUUGGUGGAGAGUGAGCUUACAAAGAGGAGGCAUUCUCCUUAUGAGUGUGGAUGAAGUCAGGCAGGUUUAUUAUUAUUAUUAUUAUUACUUUUUAAAGAUGUGCACCUUGUUUCUUUUUUCUCUUUACAAACCUGUGUGCAAGAAGACAUGCUAUUUAUUUCAAUGACCCUUCCACGCCAAGAAUAGUCAUCCUGUGUUAAGGUCAUGGGAUCUUAGGUGUUUCUUUUCCUCCUCCUUUUUUCAAUGCUUCUGAACAUUCCCAAUAACUUGUGCCAAGUGUUUAAAGCGUUGAUUUGCCAAGGACAUUAUGAACCAGAAAUCUUGAUGUAUCCGAGCUGUUGAGGCUUAUGAAGGUCAUCUGGAUUUUUGCAUCAUCCUGUAUUUAUAAAUUGAGCUUUAAUAAAUCGCUUCAGUCCAAAAAUGACAGGAGAGGUGUAUUCUUAAUUGCUUAAUAAGCUGGGCUUCUGGGGCCUAGAAACUCUGCGCAGCGCGAAGGGGUCCAUCCAUGUAUGGAGCUGUGAGAUGUGAUGGAGAAAACCAAGAUGCUUCCCCCCAGCCCCGCGUGAACUUGGGGAGUUUUCAACUAUACAGAACGGAACCUCUUCUGUCCCGAGGUGUCAGCUGUUGUUUCACACAUUUCCCGCCCAAUUAGUGAUACGAGGCUGAGAAGUCAAGGAAGAGUCGUUCCCCCCCAGCCCCCCAGGAAGAUUUCAGAUGGAGUUUGUGUGAGGACCUCUUUGCCUUCCUUAAGCAGUCCGCAACCCAUUUAAGUUUGGGGUUAGGCGGAGUACUUGCUGACCCCCAACCUGGUUAAAUCGAAAUUGGUUAGGUUACUUCACAUCCUCAUUGCGUCAACUUGGGAGUAAGUCUGGCUUUCAGUUUCGAUGUUCAUCCGAGUAAGAGUGCUUUGAAAUCUAUUUCAGACCAACAGGAUUGUGGACCAGGCAGCUGGUCCCUGCUGGAAAUCCUAUUUAAUUUCAUGCAAGUUCUGUCCAAGGAGAAAGUGUGUCUGUUUCAGGGUCUCAGCUUUAAAUAUCUGCCUUUAAACUUAAUUGGGCUGUGGCUGGGAUUGUCUGUCCUGGACGGAUUAGUGGGCCUGGAGUCCCGGCACUUGGGCAGAACUGGACUGUGGCUCAGGCUGUCAGUGAAGUGUAAAUCUGAACAUCUAUCCAUCCCCCCCCCCCCCCGCGCCCACCUUCGACCAAGGAAGCCUGCUAUUUCCUACUACUUGCUGAUCAUCCAAAUUCAGCCUGUCAUCUCUGGAUGGCGAAAUGAGAACCGUGAUGGAUCUGUGGCCAGGUCAUGGGUGUGCAAAGAGUGAUAUAUAUUAAAUAGGUCAAUCAGAUGAUGACAGCGAUGUAUGGUGGUUUGUACGUGUAUCUAUGUCGGAAAGUAUCUUUAUUAAAAAUAUUUUGAACAAA
Molecule: messenger RNA, 3553 nt
Organism: Sphaerodactylus townsendi
Lineage: Eukaryota; Metazoa; Chordata; Lepidosauria; Squamata; Sphaerodactylidae
Gene: BHLHE22
Product: basic helix-loop-helix family member e22
Exons: 1
Coding region: 625-1509 (294 amino acids)
Molecular function (GO): protein dimerization activity
Source: RefSeq, a predicted model, not a curated record